CACAGGCUGGCACAGCAGCAGGCACAGGCCUGGCACAACUAGGCACCACAGGCCUGGCACAGCAGCAGACCCAGGCCUGGCACAGCAGAGGCCAGCUCGGGGUGGGCGGCUAUGUCGGGCCCUGGGGGGCCCGGGGGGGCCCGGCCCAAGGUGGAGGCGGAACUGGAGCGCUGCCGGGCACUGGCCCACUGGCACCGGGUGCCCCCCUUGGUCCUCCAGCUGCAGACCCUGGGCAACGCCAACCCCAGAGACUCCCCCGACGCCUGCCACACCGAUGACUUCGGGAAGCUGCUGCUGGCGGAGGCCCUCCUGGAGCAGAGCCUGAAGGACAACAUCGCCCAAAUCAAGGACGCCAUCCCCCUCCAGGAGCGGAACGAGUCGAAAAUGGGAGAGGCCAAGAAGUACCUGACGGGGGUCCUCAACCGGGGGCGGCUGCCGCCCAGGUACACGCGCGAGGCCAUGCUGAUCCUGGGGAAGCUGCACUUCGCCGAGGGCUCCUACCGGGAGGCGGUCAGCAUGUACGCCCGCGCGGGCAUCGACGCCAUGACCGUGGAGAACAAGCCCCUGUACCAGCUGCGCCUGGUGGCGGAGGCCUUCGUCAUCAAAGGCCUGUCCCUGGAGCGGUCACCCAACUCCAUCGCCUCCCACACGCGGCUCGCGGAGCGGCAGGAGGAGGUGACGGCCUGCUUCGAGAGGGCGUCCUGGAUCGCCCACGUCUACUUGCAGGAGCUGGAGAAGGCGGCCCACGGCACCAACGCCAGGCAUCUGAAGGGCAGCAGUAGCAGCAGCAGCAGCGGUAGUAACGCCUCUGCGGACUUUGAGCUCACCUUCUUCUUGGAAGCGGCACUGCAGAGCGCCUACGUGGCCAACCUGAAGAAAGGGAACAUCGUGAAGGGCCUGAGGGAACUGAGAGAAGUCCUGCGGACCGUGGAAACCAAAGCCACCCAGAACUUCAAGAUGACGGCGGCCAAGCAGUUGGCGGGCGUCCUCCUGCACUCCCUGAGCGAGGACUGCUACUGGAGCCCCCUGUCGCUUCCGCUGCCCGACUUCGUCACCAAAGAGGAGACCGGCUUCGUCACCCAAGCGCUCCGCAGGCCCCACCUCUACACCGGAGACAACCUGUACUGCCCCCAGGACAACAUCGAAGAGGCCCUGCUGCUUCUCCUCAUCAGCGAGUCCAUGGCCAACCGAGACGCCGUGCUGAGCCGAGCGCCGGAGCAGAAGGAGGACCGCGCCGUGAGCCUCCGGGAGGCCUCGGCCAUCUACGACCUCCUGAGCAUCGCGCUGGGCCGAAGAGGGCAGUAUGUCAUGCUGUCAGAGUGCCUGGAGCGAGCCAUGAAGUUUGCGUGUGGGGAGUUUCACCUGUGGUACCAGCUGGCCCUCUCCAUGGUGGCCUGUGGCAAGUCCGCGUACGCCGUGUCCAUCCUGCGGGAGUGUGCCAAGCUGCGCCCCGAAGACCCCACGGUUCCCCUUCUGGCGGCCAAGGUCUGCAUCGAGCCGCUGCACUGGCUGGAGGAGGCCGAAGGCUUCGCCCGGACGGUGGUGGACAUGGGCGACGCCGCCGGAGACUUCCUGGCCAAGGGCUACCUGGCACUCGGCCUCACCUACAGCCUGCGGGCCACCGACGCCACGCUCAAGGGGACGCAGGACCAACUGCACAAGAAGGCCCUCGAGACCCUGGAGAGAGCCCAGCAGCUGGCCCCCGAGGACCACCAGGUCAUCCUCUACACGUCUCUGCAGCUGGCUCUGGUCAGACAGAUUCCCGAAGCCACGGAGCGCCUGCAGCAGGCCCUGAAAGGCUGCGGAGACGACGCCAACUCCCUCCACCUCCUCGCCCUCCUGUUUUCGGCCCAGAAGCACUACCAGCACGCCUUGGACGUCAUCAACAUGGCCAUCGGCGAGUACCCCGAGAACUUCAGCCUGCUGUUCACCAAGGUGAAGCUGGAACAGGUGAUCCUGGGCCCGGAGGAAGCCCUCGUCACGUGCCGACACCUGCUGCGCACCUGGCAGGCCCUGCACGGCGGCUCCCCGCUCGGCGACUCGGAGAAGGAGAGCAGCGUGGCGGAGGGCCCGCUGGUGAGGAAGCCCAGCGGGCUGCACCUGACCCUCCCCGAUGCCCACGACACUGACUCGGGCUCCCAGCGGGCAUCGUCCAUCGCCGCGUCGCGGCUGGAGCAGGCCCUGUCUGAGGUGACCGUCCACAACUCCACCCUGAAGCAGGGGCCCAUGCAGCUGUGGACCACCCUGGAGCGGAUCUGGCUCCAAGCCGCGGAGCUGUUCAUGGCCCAGCGGCACCUGAAGGAAGCCGCCUCCUGCGUCCAGGAGGCGUCCAGCCUGUUCCCCACGUCGCACACGGUCCUGCACACGCGGGGGAAGCUGGCCGAGAUGAGGGGCCGCCUGGAAGAGGCCAAACAGCUGUACGACGAGGCGCUCACCAUCCACCCGGACGGCCAAGAGAUCAUGUCCAGCCUGGGGCUGAUCCUGAGCAGGCUGGGCCGGCAGGGCCUGGCGCAGAAGGUGCUGCGCGAUGCCACCCGGGUGUGCAGCACGAGCCACGAGGCGUGGAACAGCCUGGGCCGGGUGCUGCAGGGCCAGGGCCACAGCCGGGCGGCCGCCGACUGCUUCCUCACCGCCCUGGACCUCGAGGCCAGCAGCCCCGUGGUCCCCUUCACCACCAUCCCCCGCGAGCUCUGACCCACCGCGGGCACCGGGAAACACAGCCCCCCGCUUCCUGCCGCCGCCUCCCCCGCCUCUUGUCUGCCCCCGCCCCGGGAUCGCCUGGCCUUCCGGAAAGCUUGGCCGCGGAAGUUGGAGGGAAAGGCCCGGCUUCCGUCGCGUCGUGGGGUCGGGGGGAUGACGCCAGGCCGGGUUUGGGGGGGGACCAGACCGCGGUUUGCAGGGGGCGUGGUGGGCACGGGCUGAGUUAGGAAACAAGCCGGGUUCUGGGUCUGUAUAAAUUGAUGAGUGGAAUUUGGGAUGAGGUGGGUGUGGGAAAGGAUUGUACCCAGGGGCAUUCACAAACACACACAACACCCACUCACCCACCUUGGCCACCCCCCAGUGCCAAAAGCCCCCUGCCCCCGAUUCCUGCCAUUGGAGCCCACUUUUGUGUUGGAGAGCCAUUUCCUUUGUGGAAGUGGCCACCGGUCCAAGUCACCAGAAAGGCUCCCUCCUUGCUUGCCCGAUCCGGCCGCGACGCCCCCCAAUCCCUUCCCAACUUUCCCGAGAGACUGGUCCCCGGCCCCUACUCCGCCAGUUGACCCCGGGGGGAGACCCAGACCGCUGUCCGUCCGGCCAUCCAAGUCGGGGCCUGCCACCAGCAGGACGGGGACUCAGGACAUUCAUUCAAUUGUAUUGUGUGCAGAGCACUGUACUAAACGCUUGGGAAGUCCAAGUUGGCAACAUACAGAGACGGUCCCUACCCAACAGCGGGCUCACAGCCUAGAAGACAUCACUGCGGGAGGGCCUGGCCACCCCACCCUACGGCUUCUGCAGUGCUGGUGGAGGAGAAGAUGGGGUGUUUGCCUUGCCCGGGAUCCCCGGGGCGGAGAGGCCGACUCUACGAUGGCAGAUAUCCCGGGCACGUGUGUGUCUAUCCUCGGGAACGGCCAGGCUGGGAGGUGACCGGCCAGCUUUCUCCCAGGGAGAAUAAAGUCCCCGGCCAUCGG
Tachyglossus aculeatus (Australian echidna) is the source of this 3668-nucleotide messenger RNA. It is a transcript of the gene TTC7A, whose product is annotated as tetratricopeptide repeat domain 7A. Gene Ontology annotation, molecular function: protein binding. The transcript is spliced from 20 exons. Lineage: Eukaryota; Metazoa; Chordata; Mammalia; Monotremata; Tachyglossidae. Gene Ontology annotation, biological process: phosphatidylinositol phosphate biosynthetic process; protein localization to plasma membrane. Bases 112 to 2694 code for a protein of 860 amino acids. Gene Ontology annotation, cellular component: plasma membrane. The record is from RefSeq and is a predicted model, not a curated record.